Molecule: messenger RNA, 1959 nt
Organism: Ruditapes philippinarum (Manila clam)
Lineage: Eukaryota; Metazoa; Mollusca; Bivalvia; Venerida; Veneridae
Source: RefSeq, a predicted model, not a curated record
CAGAAAAUAGAACAACACAACCGGAUCCGGGCAAGAUCCCAGGCGGUGGUGAGGACACAAUCAAUGUAAUGAUGUUAGCGAGUGUUGUGUCUGUGUUGGCCUUAGUUGUUGCUAUAGCUGCAAUAUGUGUCGUCUGCUACAAAAAAAUCAGCUCGAAGUCAUCGGUAGCUGGUCCAUCAAUAAAUCUAAGACCUUCAACAGCUCGAACAAGGUUUAUUCGAAAUGGUCGCCGGACUCCAAUCGCUUUGGAAGUACCUCCAAUGUCAGAGUUUCAUCGAAGCGACACUAUAAGAGAAUAUGACGAUAUUCAAUCGUCUGAACCAUAUUACACCAGAAUUCUGUCUUAUGACAGCAUGUAUUUAACGCCUAGUAACACGUUCAUGAGAUGCUCUGACCCUCCACCACCUUACGAUCUAGAAUCAGCACAAUAUAUAGACAAGGAAUGUAAUGAAGUAGACAACGCAUAUGCCGUGAUUGAGGACGACAUUUCAACUGCAGAGAAGAUUUGAAGACGAAUUAGAAUUUCAUAUAUAACAUGGUGUCGGAUAAUCAUAAAUUGAACUUUUAAAAUAAUGUGUAUUCUUAUAGAAAACGCUGUAAUUACAAAAAGAUACUCGGGUUAACAAAUUUUUAACACUGUUUAUAUAGAUGAAAAAAAAAGACUUUCUGUCACGUAGAAUCUAACUGAAACUGUUCAAAGUGCAAAUCGUACCAAAACUACUAGUAUAUAAUCCAUAAAUUUAUCAUAUGAAAAAGCAUGACAGUUCACAUAUAUUUAACAUUUGAAAUUUUAUUCAAUAUAUGUUUUUGUUAACAGAUUUUUUUUUGUAUCUGGUUCUGAUUUAACAAAUGUUAUUUUACAUACGAGAAGCAAAAUGAUUUUCAAAACAUAUGUUUUACAUAUGUGGUUCCAAACAUACCUUAUACAUAUGGUGCAUUUUACUUGUGUAUUUCUGUGUUGACUGUUGUUAUAGAGGCCCUGAUUUAUCUUGUAGUUUCUAUAUGGCUCAUUAUUCUUACUAAAACUUGCCACAAACUGUGUCUGUUGUAUGAAACAUUGUCAAAGGAGUCGUAUUUGGUUUGAUUGUACUAGUUUUAUCUUUUUCCACGUUGCAAUAUGUGUUUCUUGAAUGUUCUCAUUCCAAUAAAAAAGUAUAUUAAGAUUUAUUCUCUAUGACUUGUUUAAUUUCUACCGUUUUAAUAACGUUAGUAUAAUAAAAGUUACUUAGAAACGUGCGUAUUUUUGUAUUUAAUUGAAGCAUAUUUCUCUUUGCUACAUAAUAUGUAUUUGUAAUAUGUAAGUUUAAUAUUUGUAUUACAAAUUAUUCAAGAAAUCAACAGUACUGUUUUAUUUUUGUGAAAGAAGACCACACUAUGUUUCCGGUCAUUCGCAUUGUUGAAAUGGGCAACUGAAUCAAGAUUCAAGAUUUUUGUUGUUGUUGAAUAUAUAUUGUUAUAUUAUUGAUGAUGUGUUAAUGAAGCAAAAAUGAAAUGAGCCGCGUCACGACAAAACCAACAUAAUGGGUUUGCGACCAGCAUGGAUCCAGACCAGCCUGCGCAUCCGCGCAGUCUGAUCAGGAUCCAUGCUGUUCGCUUACCAACUCUAUAGCAAGUAGAGAAACUGAUAGCGAACAGCAUGGAUCCUGAUCAGACUGCGCGGAUGCGGAUGCUGGUCUGGAUCAAUGCUGGUCGCAAACGCAUAACGUUGGUUUUGUCGUGACGCGGCUCAAAUAAUCUUUUUACAAAUUAGGAGAAAACACAAAGACAAUACAAUACAUUUUUGUUUUAGAUAUAGAGCGAUUUAGCGAUUUUAGCCCUAAUAAAUGUGAUAUUACAUUUAUUUGUUGACGGCUUAGGAAGAUUUCUAUAUUUUGUAAGAAUCCAUUAUGUUAAUUUGCUUCAUAUGUAUAGCAAUGUAAAUAUUGUAUGUUUAUGUUAAAUAAAUGAGUACACUCUUGA